CCCAGGUGAGUGAGAAAAUGUAGCGCGGCCGCAGCAAGGCGCCCAGCCGGAGCUCGGCGUGGACGACCGGACCAGCGGCCGCCGGCACCCUUUGGGCCACCCCCACCAUGUCCAAGAAGGGCGCGGGCAGCCGAGGGAAGGGGGACAGGGCGGAGGCCCUGGCCGCACUGCAGUCUGCCAACGAGGAGCUGCGGGCCAAGCUCACGGACAUCCAGAUCGAGCUGCAGCAGGAGAAGAGCAAGGUAAACCGGGUGGAGCGAGAGAAGACGCAGGAGCUGCGGCAGGUCCGCGAGCACGAGCAGCACAAGAGCGCCGUCCUGCUCACCGAGCUCAAGAGCAAGCUGCACGAGGAGAAGCUGAAGGAGCUGCAGGCCGUGCGCGAGGCGCUGCUGCGGCAGCACGAGGCCGAGCUGCUGCGCGUCAUCAAGAUCAAGGACAACGAGAACCAGCGGCUGCAGGCGCUGCUGCACAGCGCGCGCGACGGCGCGCCCGACAAGGCCAAGACGGCGCUGCUGUGCGAGGCCAAGGAGGAGGCCAGGCGGGGCUUCGAGGUGGAGCGCGUCCGCAUGCAGCAGGAGAUCUCCGAGCUCAAGGGGGCCAAGCGGCAGGUGGAGGAGGCGCUGACCAUGGUCAUCCAGGCCGACAAGGUCAAGGCCGCCGAGAUCAGGAGCGUGUACCACCUCCACCAGGAGGAGAUCUCGCGCAUCAAGAAGGAGUGCGAGCGCGAGAUCCGCAGGCUGACCUUCUUCGGGUACGACGACGAGGCCUCCCUGGAGUCCGACGGCUCAUCUAUCUCUUACCAAACGGACCGGACCGACCACACCCCGUGCACCCCGGACGACGACCUGGAGGAGGGCGUGGUCAAGGAGGAGACGGAGCUGCGGUUCCGGCAGCUGACCAUGGAGUACCAGGCCCUGCAGCGCGCCUACGCCCUCUUGCAGGAGCAGGUCGGAGGGACGCUGGACGCAGAGCGGGAAGUUAAGACCCGCGAGCAGCUGGAAGCGGAGGCGCAGCGAGCACAGACGCGCAUCGAAGACCUGGAGAAGACGCUGGCCGGGCAGGGGCAGGGGCCGCCCCUCCCGUUGGAGACAGUGAGCCCGGCGUCCGCGCGCUCCCGGGUUGGCGAGGUGGCUCCGCGGUCUCAGCCGCCGCCAGGCCUCGAUCGCCCCCCAGGGCCCCCGGGCUCCAGCUGCCUCAGGUCACAGGGAGGCACGCCACGUCCACCCCUUCUCUGCCUCGUCCAAUGGGCCCUUCCGCUGGCCAGCUCUGCCGGACGCCUGCAGGGCCCGGGGUGCCCCAGGCCCCAGAGCUCCCGCCGGCACCCGCCCUGCGUAGCCACAGGGCAGAGCCGCGGGAGUGGACUCAGGCCGAGACCCCUGCAGUCGCAGGCGGCCAGCCCGCAGCUGUGGGGAGAGCCCUGCUGGACCUGCUUUCAGAUCAAACACAUGGAGACGGAAGAGGCCCGGCUGAAACACGAGGUCCAGGACGCCAAGGACCAAAACGAGCUGCUGGAAUUCUCUUACCAAACGGACCGGACCGACCACGACAUCCUGGUCUCCGAGCUGAUGAAGAAGCUGGACAUCCUGGGGGAUAACGCCAAUCUGACCAACGAGGAGCAGGUGGUCAUCAUACAAGCCCGGACGGUCCUGACCUUGGCUGAGAAGUGGCUCCAGCAGAUCGAAGAGACCGAGGCGGCACUGCAGCGAAAGAUGGUGGACCUCGAGAGCGAGAAGGAGCUGUUCAGCCAGCAGAAGGGCUACCUGGACGAGGAGCUGGACUUCCGGAAGCACUCGCUGGACCAGGCUCACAAGCGCAUCCUGGAGCUGGAAGCCAUGCUGUUCGACGCGGUGCAGCAGGAGGCGGGGGCCAAGGUGGCGCAGUUGCUGUCCGAGGAGGAGCGCGAGCAGCUCAGGGUGGCGGUGGAGCAGUGGAAGCGCCAGGUCAUGAGCGAGCUGCGCGAGCGCGACGCACAGAUUCUGCGGGAGCGCAUGGAGCUGCUGCAGGCUGCGCAGCAGAGAAUUAAAGAGUUAGAAGAAAAACUAGAAGCUCAGAAGAGACAAAUAAAAGAACUGGAGGAAAAGGUAAAAUAAACGGAGCUCAGGGCUCAC
Molecule: messenger RNA, 2108 nt
Organism: Condylura cristata (star-nosed mole)
Lineage: Eukaryota; Metazoa; Chordata; Mammalia; Eulipotyphla; Talpidae
Product: janus kinase and microtubule-interacting protein 3-like
Exons: 12
Coding region: 108-2090 (660 amino acids)
Molecular function (GO): kinase binding; microtubule binding
Source: RefSeq, a predicted model, not a curated record